AUGGGGACAGGUGCUACUGUCUUCUGCUGCACUCACACCACAGGUUGGCAGCCAUGGUCUGAGUGGUCGGCGUGCAGCGCGUCGUGCGGAGGCGGCGUGCAGCGGCGGCGGCGCGCUUGCUCGCUCAGCACCGGCUGCCAGGGCCACGACGCCGAGCUGCGGCGCUGCAACACCUUCUCCUGUCUCGGCAGCGUGGACGCGCUAUCGCUGGAGGACCGGCGCUACUUCCACCCGGCGCGCGCACAGUGGCAGCGGGUGCCGGGCCGGCCCAGUGCGUACCGCCUGCGGCCCAAUUCCUACAUCUGGGUGCCGUCGGCGCAGCUGUUCCCGCGCGCCGGCGGCUUCCCCGCGGAGUUCUCGCUGCUCGCUACUCUGCGGCUGCAUCCCCAGGGCCGGUCGCAGGGCACGGUGCUGAGCCUGCGGUCGCGCCGGCAGCAGGACGCCUACCUGUCGCUGGAGGUGUCCGGGGACGGCGAGGGCAUGCGGCUGGUGCACGCCGCCACCAACGGCAGCACCCAGCUGGUGGCGCUGCCCGGCCUCAAGAUCCAGGACGGCCGCUGGCACCACGUCGCCAUAGGGCUACACGGAGACCACACGGUGCGCAGCUACCUGGACUGCCGCUGGGUGAGCACCAACAUCCUGAGGAGAAACUCCCUGGACACGCCCCAGGACGCUGACGUCGUCAUUGGCUACCUGUUCAUGGGCGACCUGGAGCAGCUGACCGUGGUGCCCUCCGCGGAGGCGGUGUCCGAACAAUGCGACGCAGACGUGGCGCUCACCAACGACACGUCGCCCGUCGCCGUGGAGGAGUACGGCGACGCCGACGCCGACGACGACGAUGAUGACGUGGACAUGGACUCCACCUCCGAAGAAGGCAGCGGCGGCGGCACCGACGAAGACCUCAGCGACGCUGACAACGACAUAGACACCGACUACCAGUACGAGGUGGAGUGGUCCGAGUGGAGCGAGUGCAGCGCCUCUUGCGGCACGGGCUCGCAGUCGCGCUUCUCCCGCUGCGUGGACGACGGCAAGCGGCUGGAGCUGUGCGUGGAAGCGGGUGGAGAGCGUACGGAGACCCGAGCCUGCAGCCGCCAGCCGUGCCCCGACAGCGUGCGGUUGCCUGAACGGUGGGCGGUGCCGCGGCGGCGGCCGGCGCCCGUGCAAGUGCCCGCCGGGAUACACGGGCCGGCGCUGCGAGCAGCCCGUCUGCCGGCCGGCGUGCCUGCACGGGGGACUCUGCCACAGCCCUGGCUUCUGCCGCUGCCCCAGGGGUUUCCGUGGCGACCGCUGCCAGCACGGUGA
Schistocerca cancellata (South American locust) is the source of this 1302-nucleotide messenger RNA. RefSeq names its product papilin. Gene Ontology annotation, biological process: extracellular matrix organization. Gene Ontology annotation, molecular function: metalloendopeptidase activity. Gene Ontology annotation, cellular component: extracellular matrix. The record is from RefSeq and is a predicted model, not a curated record. The coding region runs from base 1 to 1302 and encodes 433 amino acids. The transcript has 8 exons. Lineage: Eukaryota; Metazoa; Arthropoda; Insecta; Orthoptera; Acrididae.